This is a messenger RNA of Thamnophis elegans (Western terrestrial garter snake), 1885 nucleotides long. It is a transcript of the gene TMEM179B, whose product is annotated as transmembrane protein 179B. Lineage: Eukaryota; Metazoa; Chordata; Lepidosauria; Squamata; Natricidae. The transcript is spliced from 5 exons. The coding region runs from base 80 to 727 and encodes 215 amino acids. The record is from RefSeq and is a predicted model, not a curated record.
CGCCUGGCUUCUCAACCCAGGAAGUCGCGCGAGCCAAACGCGGCUCCUGGCAGGCGCGCAGCGGGAUCGCAGCGCGAAGAUGCCGCGCCCGUCCGGCUGGCUGCUGCUGGAGUUGGCGCUCAACGCCGCCGCCCUGCUCGCUGCCCUCGGCUGCGCCGCCGCCCUCGGCCUCGCCCAGUGGGGCUUUGGCGGCAAGUGCAUUCUCUACGGGUCGGUGGGCUACAACGGGACGCUGAACCUCCUGACCUCCAGCCCUGCCUCGCUCUGCUACUUCAUUUCCGCCGUCUCGGGGUUGACGGCCAUCUUCACCCUGGUCUCCCUGCUCCGCGGCCUCUACAGCUUGUGCUACGGCGAUGGACACUUGGUCCACGCCUGGAUCAGGACCUCCUUGGUGGUCUCGGCCACCCUCCUCUUCUUCCUCCUGGUCUCCGCCUGCGUCCUCCGCGUUGGCAUGGACGUCUUCUGCAGCUCCAUUCAGAGAUCCAAAGCGGCAGCCAGCUGCCAAGAGGCUCAACAACGUCCCUGGGUCAAGCCUUAUCGUCCCGGAAAGUUCUACGACAACCUCUACGCUGCCCAGGCCACCGCAUGGGUGAACUUCUUCUUCUGGUUCUUGAUGUCCUUCCUGCUCUUCGUGGAAUGCAUCCGCAAAGCCCCCUACCAGCCCGUGGAGGACGGCAACCCCCAGCCCAACUUGACAGUGCCCGCCACUGGCGACCUCUCUCCUUGAGGGACGAAGGAAGGAGGAGCCACGACGGCUCCCUCCAUUCGGACAGUCUUGUUGCCACCUUCUUCUCGGGGGUAGCAGAGAGGACCAUCUAACCUGCUUUGACAAGAGACUGGUCUCGUCUCCCAUGGGUUAUCCAGAGGUCACAACUGGAGCCCCUCUGGAAUCACCUGUCCUGCAGCUUUGCCCCCCAUCCUCAACCCAGUCAGGUUCUCCUGAAGGUCACUGUGGAAUGGAGGGUUUCCCACCACACAAGGCCACAACACACAACGAGGACAGCCUGGAAAUGUAAGCUCUUCUAGGUUGAGUGGUGUUGAAUGGUGUUGCGUCAACGUGCCCCACUUCAUUGGCAAACCCACAGGUUGAUAUUUUGUGUACCACAAGCGCCAUCAAGCCUCCUUCUGAUGAUGUCCACCUCCAUAGUGGACAGGGUAACGGUGCUGAGUUAAGCCAGGGGAUUCCUCCGCUAAAAAUCCCCUCUCUCCCAUCAUGGACCCUUCUUCACUAGUGACGUGGGGGCUAUGCCACCCCCCACACCUGGUGGUUGGUGUGGAGAAGAACCGCAGGAAAAUCAAUCCCAUUCUCGGCUUCUGGGGGAACCUUUGUCAUCAAACCCUUACCUCAUUGGGGGGGAAGAAAAUGGGGUGGAUCAAUUGGGGUGGGUGGGAGGGAGAAACCUUGUCCGAAUGUGUGCGGCUUUUUCACGCGGAUGGAAUUGCUUUGAAGCAAAUAAACACACUUCUCUUUUUUUCCCCCCUUAACUAGUUUUGUGUUUAUUGAGUCGGGAAACGUAAAAAUGAAGCAGGACGGGAGGGUGGCAGGGCAGAAAAAUCACAAAAUGUGGGAGGAGGAGGAGGAGGAGGAGGGUUUGGGGCCCAUUCAUACGAAACGAGACACCCCUGGAUUUUCUGCCUCUUCCUAGAGACGGUGGUCUUCCUGCUUUUAAGCCCAGCAGGGGUCUUAAAAUGUUUCUCAAUCUGGACAAACUUGGAAGAUGCCUGGACUUCAACGCCCAGAAUUCCAAAGUCAGCUCUGCUGGGCGUUGAAGUCCAGGCAUCUUCCAAGUUUGUCCGGAUUGAGAAGAUGGUUAUAACUGGAAAAAUGCUGGAGCAGGCUCAAUAUCUUACCUCCCAGGAGGUAUCCGAAAUGCUACAGGGAGAU